This is a messenger RNA of Fundulus heteroclitus (mummichog), 1940 nucleotides long. It is a transcript of the gene plscr3b, whose product is annotated as phospholipid scramblase 3b. The coding region runs from base 229 to 1164 and encodes 311 amino acids. Gene Ontology annotation, cellular component: plasma membrane. The record is from RefSeq and is a predicted model, not a curated record. The transcript has 8 exons. NCBI's taxonomy places the organism in Eukaryota, Metazoa, Chordata, Actinopteri, Cyprinodontiformes, Fundulidae. Gene Ontology annotation, molecular function: phospholipid scramblase activity. Gene Ontology annotation, biological process: plasma membrane phospholipid scrambling.
AAAGGGAGGGAGGGAGGAUUAAAAGGGGCGGAGUGAGCCACUGCUAGAGCAACGACAAACAGGUCGGGAAAAGGACGCCGAGCAACAUUUAGUGACCGAGAUUCUGCUCUACCCGAUCUUUUUUUGGAGUUAUUUUCGCGGUUUUCCAAGGAAAAAGCUGGGAGGGAUUCAGGAAGCGUGACCUCAUCUCUUCCCCCCCCUCUCCUCUCCAUUUCUCCACCAAUCACCAUGUCUGCUCCGGGUUAUCCUGGCUAUCCCAACCAUCCUCCUUACCCACAGCCCGGCGGCCCGGGUGCACCGCCCUACCCGGUUCCGGCGGGGGGCUACGGAGACCCCGGUCAGCCUCCGGUCCCAGGCUUCAACAUGGGCUACAACCAGGGCCCGCCUCCUGUUGUGUAUCAGCCGGGCCCCGCUCCGGGUCAGGGGCCGGAGUACGGCGGCCAGCCGAUGGGAAUCGCUCCGGCGCCGGUUUCCGUUCCUGUCGGGGUGCCGCCUGGGCUCGAGUACCUAACGCAGAUCGACCAGAUCCUGAUCCACCAAAAAGUCGAGCUCCUGGAAGCUUUCAUCGGGUUUGAGACAAACAACCAGUACGAGAUAAAGAACAGUCUGGGCCAGAAGAUCUACAAGGCCAAGGAGAAGAACGACUGCUGCACCAGGAACUGCUGCGGCUCUCUGCGCAGCUUCGACAUGAAGAUCAAGGACAACAUGGACAGGGAGGUCAUCCGUCUCAUCCGGCCGUUCCGAUGCGUCUCCUGCUGCUGUCCUUGCUGUCUGCAGGAGCUGGAGGUCCAGGCACCGCCGGGAACCACCGUGGGCUUCGUCAAACAGGACUGGCAUCCUUUCCUGCCCAAGUUCUCCAUCCAGGGAGCAGACGGGCAGACCGUGCUGAGGCUGGAGGGGCCCUGCUUCGCCUGCAACUGCUGCGGGGACGUCAACUUUGAGCUGAAGGGGAAAGAUGGCGAACAAUCCAUCGGUCGGAUCAGCAAGCAGUGGAGUGGCCUGUUGAAGGAAGUCUUCACAGACACGGACAACUUCGGCAUUCAGUUCCCAAUGGACCUGGACGUGAAGUUGAAGGCCGUGCUCAUGGGCGCCUGCUUCCUCAUCGACUUCAUGUUCUUUGAGAAAGUGGGAGAAGCUAACCAACGCAGCUCCGUGUUUUCAUAACCGCAGAUAAGAAGUGCCAGAGUCCACUCCUGUUAUCCAGCGUCUGUAUCUUUGUUUCUCACGUUCAUUCGUCAACAGCAGUUCCAUAAUUCAUUGAUCUUUCCAACAUACGUUUAGUUUUGUCUAUUCAAUAUGUGAUAAAAGGUUUUUAAAAAAGUCCCUCUGUUUUGUUUCCAUGCUUAACCAAGUGUUGCCAAAUACCAUCGACCGGGCUUUGUACUCCGCCCACAUUUAAAAUUCCUGCCACGUCUGUCUGUUCUCUGUUGUUAUUCACAUUUUUAUAAUCUUGCUCAUGAAGCCUUUAUAAUAGACGUAGUGUAAGUGCAUUAUUCUCAUGAAUGUAGAAGGUGCAAUAAUCACUUUUAUUUGUUUUUUUUGUUUUACGUCAUGAUGGCAUGUACCUGAUGGCGUCGUCGGUUUACUUCAGCUCACCGCCGAGCCGUUCGUCGUUUCUACAAAUCACUUCAGACAUGCCAGUUUGGUCCGGUUGUCAUUCGUAGAGCUACUAACAAUUUUUACUCUUAUGCCAGUUGCUAUAGCAGAUGUUAUCCCGUCACCCUCUAAUGUAGGACUUGACCAAAAGUUUCGCUUUCUCUACCAAAUUUAGGUUAGCUACCGCUCAGCUCAAAGCCAUAUUAAAAAGAGAGCUAACUUUCUGUUAGCUUCACCAUUUACCUGACGCUACUGCUUAAACUUUGUGUGUCCCUUAAGUUUAAAAAGGAAGUGGUUUUUGGGCUAGUAUGAGUAAAAACAAAAGAAAAAAGAAAGAAGAAAAA